Dermacentor silvarum is the source of this 1879-nucleotide messenger RNA. Its product is annotated as sulfotransferase ssu-1. The coding region runs from base 228 to 1073 and encodes 281 amino acids. Gene Ontology annotation, cellular component: cytoplasm. NCBI's taxonomy places the organism in Eukaryota, Metazoa, Arthropoda, Arachnida, Ixodida, Ixodidae. The record is from RefSeq and is a predicted model, not a curated record. Gene Ontology annotation, biological process: sulfation. The transcript has 2 exons. Gene Ontology annotation, molecular function: sulfotransferase activity.
GGGGGGCUUCAAGGCCUUCGGAACCGGAAAAGAAAAGCGGUUGCCUGGCGGUUCUGUUGAGGCAAGAUACGUCCGCACUGCGUGCGGCUCUCACUUUCUGUAGGCCGGUGUCGAAAGUCGCGCCGUCGCUCCGUCCUCCCUGGGACGCCGUCACAGCUGAUACGACGCUCGCGGAAGGAGGACAUCGCAGUGUUUGCUAGCGACAGGACUUGAAGACCGAAGCAGCGAUGAAGGACAGGGAGAGACCCUUCUAUAAAAUUUUCAAUGGCCACCGGAUUCCUGGAGCGUUUUCGGAGGAGGUACUUCAAGGAUUUCUGCGCUACGAGCCGGCAGAUGACGACAUAUUCAUCGUCACCUUCCCUAAAUGUGGCACCCACUGGGCCCACAUGAUGCUGUCGACUACCCUGCAGGUCUGCCGAGGCCUGCCACCGAGACCGUUCAUCCUCGCGGAGAGGGAGGGCGUUGACGCCAUCUUGGCGGCUCCGAGGCCUCGUAUCGUCUGCACUCAUCUGCCUUUUCGUCUUACGCCCCGCAAUGAGCAGACGAAAUACGUAUACGUUGCAAGGAACCCCAAGGACUGCUGCGUGUCCUUUUUUCAUCACACAAAGGCCUUCCCCAGCUACGAAUUCGCGGACGGCACCUUUAACGAGUACUUUGAGAUUUUUGUCGAGGGUCUAACGGACUUCGGCAACUACUACGACAAUAUCAAAUCGUGGUACGCUCGCAAGGAUGACCCGAACGUCUUGUUCAUGACGUACGAAUCUAUGAAGCUUGACAGCGAAGGUUCAGUCAUCAAGCUGGCCAAGUUCGUGGAUGAGCAGCUUGCCGCAGCGCUCGAAGAAGAUGGCGACAAAAUGCAGUCUGUAUUGGAGGCGUGUAGCGUGGAUCGCAUGAAGAAAAAAGUCCAGGGGCCCUUUGUAAGAAAAGGCGUGGUAGGCGACUGGAAGAACUACUUUUCGCCAGAGCAAUCGCGAAGGCUGGAAGAGAGAUUCAUGCUGGAAAUGAAGGGAACGGACAUACCUGACCUCUGGAAGGACGUUGAUUGGAAACUCAACGGACCGAACUGCGCUUAAAGGCUUUGCCGAAUAUUUGCUGGAACUUGGUGUUAGAAAGCAAGAGAAUGUCAUCCAGAAAAAAAAAGCACGUCGGAUGUGAUUGACAUUUCUGAACGGCACUUAUAAUACAGAAGCGUCGAGACAGAUUGUGCCAGAUGUAGACUGUGAUUUGUGCGAUUGUACUGUGUUGUUUGACAGCAAAUACUGGGAAUAAUUUAUACUCAUUUUAUGUGCUAGCGCCCAAGCAGGAAAUAUCUUCUAGUGUUGUUGGUUUUAUAGACUUCUUUUUUUCCGGCUUGUUGCUUUGAGAUAGCCCUGCGACACUUGCUCAGCCUAAUAUACUUGCUCUUGCUCUGUAUUUUCAUCCAAUAAACUUCACUGCUCCGUGCCAAUUCGCAAGACAGUUGUACAAGUCAUUUUUGUUUUGUAUUUAGGAAUACGGUUCCGCCUACUAACUUUCUUCCAAGUUCACCUACAGUCUAUAUUUUGCUUUCGCAUAUAUUGAGGUAAUGUUGGAUAUUGAAUGCAGCGCCUUAAAAAAAAGAUGCCACGUGACGUGUCAGAACAAAAGGAGAGAUCAAAGAAACAAAACUCACUCUGCCGCAAAUUCCCGAGACUCGACUCCAUUUCUGCCUCUGUUGAGCUCUAUAGCUUUGUGAUUAACAAUGAUGCCUGAACAAUAAACUGCAGCCCAGAUGGCUCAAACGCGCCUCAUUUAUCGAGCAACAGCUGCUCCUAGGGGCUGCGCUACGGCGUUGCAUGUGGGAAGAUAUGCCUUGAAGGAAGAAACGAUUGCUCAGAGAAUGUCGAGGGGGGCACACGAA